AAUUCGUUUUUGUUCUGGAAAUUGUUUUGGAGAAUAUUCUAUAUUUUUUAAAGAUUUGUCUUGUACAAUUAGUUCGAAAGAUGUAACUAAAUAGGUCUUCAAAUUGGUAAAAGUUUGAAGUGUUUAUUGUAUAUCAGGUAUUUUUUCCUUGUUGUUCCUAUAAUUAUGGAGCUGGAAUCAUCAAUAGCGAAUCAGGCAGAGCAAACUGCGAAAUUACAGUUUGACGACUUUUGUCGGCUCUGUUUAAUGAGAAAAGCCGUGCUAUUGCCGCUGACGAGUGAGUUCAAUGGAAUCAUGAUACCCGAAAUGUUGUGGAAGGUUUCUGGGACAUUGAUUAAUGUUCUGGAGCCAUUACCGAGAGUCGUCUGCGAACGAUGCCUAAACAAACUGGAUUUGGCCUACAGUAUCGCUCAAGAGUUUCGUAAACAGGAGGAACGAUUGAGAAGUUUUUGUUGGAAAGGAUUGCUGUUGGAGGAAUUGGAACGUUUCCAGCAGUCGGAAGACGCCCUUCAAGAAAAAUACUCCGAAGAGGUCAUUCUCAAGUUGCUACCUGUGAUACAGGAGCAGAAGGAUGAUUUAAUCGAGGAGACGACGCCCAAAGUGAUAGAGAAAAUUUCUUCACCGCAGUUGGACGAUAUCAUCGAGACUGACAGUUCUCUCUCCGAAUCUUUGGAUAUGAUAGUGGAGGAAAUCAAUGAUGAGGAAGAAUUGGUCAAAGAUAAGAAUGAUACAUUGGAUGUAAUUGAGCAGCUGGAAUCGGCGAAAGAGACCCCUCAAACUUUACCUAACGACGUUUCGGAUGUUAAUUCCGGUUAUGAUCUGCUGUCCUUCACAAUUAAUAAAUUAGACCAAGAAGAAUGGAUAGAAUCUGAACACGAAUCAUCUUCAGUUUGCGAGAAAUACGUAGAAAACGAUUCGCAAGAGAUGGUUAAUUUCAUCUGCGAAGAUUCUGGUGACAGUCAGGACCCGACCCUGUUUGAACAGGCAAAUAAACGUCAACAGAAUAGGCAAGCUGUUCCAAAUGAGUGCGGUCUGUUCGUUUGUACUCAGUGUUCGAAAACAUUUAAGGUUCGGAAGACGUUUCAGAAUCACGUUAAACGACAUGACCAUGUGCUGAAGGGGUCCUUUAAAUGUUCAACUUGUCACAAGGCAUUUGGUACGAAGGAUCGUCUGACACGACACGCUGCAAUCCAUGAGCAAAAUUUAUGCUGCCAUUUAUGUGGGCAUGUGGGUCAAGAUGGACAUGAUAUGCGAGCGCAUCGUAUACUGCAUGAGAAGGGAAAGUAUCGCUGCGGAUGUUGUAAAUUUUAUUGCGAUACAUCCGAGCAACUUCAGAAGCAUGUCGAUGAGGGUACGUGUCUAGUAAAGUUUCGUAACAAGAAAAUCGGUCUGGUUAGCUAUCGGGAUAAAAAAGCUCCUAUUUUGAAAAGCAGUACGUGUCCAUUCGAUGGUUGCAACUACACAGCCGAAACUUACGGGGCCAUGUACGUGCACAAACGAGCCAAACAUCUGCAACAGUACAAAUGUGCAAGCUGUGGAAAGCGUUUUGCGUUCGCCAAUCAGCUGAGGGUGCACGAGAAACUGCACACCGGUGAGAAACCGUUCAAAUGCGAUGUCUGUCCCAAGCGUUUUCGGCGUAUGUUCAGCUACAAGGAACACAUGGCAAUUCAUCGGGGAGCCGAAGCGUACAGUUGUGAGCUGUGUGGGAAGUCCUUUACGAGGCCACGCUAUCUAACGGCGCACAUGUUGACGCACUCCGAGGACCGUUCCUAUGGGUGUUCGCUGUGCGGCAAUCGGUACAAAACAAACGGAGAACUGAACAAGCACGUCCGCACCAAACAUGAGUCGUUAGAGUAUGGAAACGGAAGUGAUCUGAUAGUGGAAGAUUAUGACUACUUUGAGGAAGACCUUUGCAUAUGAGAAAUGUUCAGUUUAGGUCUCGUGCAGAGGGUGUGUAAUACCAAAUGGUUCCUCUGUGAGAAAUAAUUAUAUUGAAAUAGUUUUAACAUAUAUAGCAUUAACCUGAUUACUUUUAAAGAUCUAUAUAUGCAUGACUGAAUGUUAUUCACUUUUUUUUUAACUCCUACAGCCGACAUCAAUCGGACGUAAACAACAAAAAAAAAA
This is a messenger RNA of Malaya genurostris, 2124 nucleotides long. RefSeq names its product zinc finger protein 723-like. Gene Ontology annotation, cellular component: nucleus. NCBI's taxonomy places the organism in Eukaryota, Metazoa, Arthropoda, Insecta, Diptera, Culicidae. Gene Ontology annotation, biological process: regulation of transcription by RNA polymerase II. Bases 166 to 1920 code for a protein of 584 amino acids. The transcript is spliced from 3 exons. Gene Ontology annotation, molecular function: DNA-binding transcription factor activity; RNA polymerase II cis-regulatory region sequence-specific DNA binding; zinc ion binding. The record is from RefSeq and is a predicted model, not a curated record.